AUGCUCAUCGUGCUUUCUACCUUCCUCUUCCUCCUUCUGCUCUUCCUGGUAUGCGUCAUCCUCCUCCGCCGACGGCGAGGCAUCAUGCUCCGCGACUCCGAUGGUCCAGUGGACAUGAGCCGGGAGGAUCUCAUCGAGGGCGAAGGCGGAUUCGAGGGAGUCGAGUCCCGCUGGCUGGAGACUGUCUCAGAGUUAGAGCGUCGAACCUAUCAGCGUGCAAAAGAGUACCAACUGCAGUACCCUCCCAACUCCCUUCCCACCGACAUCACGCUAUCCCAAUUCCUUUCGAUUCAAGAGAAGGGUGUAUCAGCAUGGUGCUUUGAACCGGACUUCGAGGCGCUAUCCUCCCUCUUGGUGCAUGCUCGCACCGAGCUCACGUUUCUUCCCGACCCUGCCUCUGCCUCUUCCGUCCAGUCCAAUCUGCCUCUACCCAAACUCAACGAGGUCUACUAUUGGGAGACGAAGAUGUUUGACCUUCCUGAGACGACAAACGUUGCUAUUGGCUUGGCCACGAAACCCUACCCGUCUUUCCGCCUUCCUGGUCUUUGUCGACACUCCGUUGCGUAUCACUCUAACGGUGACAAGUCCCACAACUACCCGUUCACCGCUACCGCCUGCGGAGUGUCGCUCAAGGAAGGCGAUGUCCUCGGUGUUGGAUAUCGGCCCCGCUCAGGCACGGUGUUCUUCACCAAGAACGGGAGGAAAAUGGAGGAUGCGUUCACGGGUCUCACCAAUUGGAACCUCUUCCCUACCAUUGGUGCAGAUGGCCCGUGCAGCAUCCACGUCAAUCUCGGCCAGUCCGGUUUCGUCUUUAUCGAGGCCAACGUCAAACGCUGGGGUCUGGCGCCCAGCGUCGGAACUCUUGCCCCGCCGCCAGCGUACGGGAGCGAAGUGGGCAGUAUUCUUCUCGCCGCUGGGGGCGAGAUGACGCCAAUUCAUAGUGGUGCCGGUACCCCCACGAGUCCAGCAGGCGGUUCCACGCGGUCCCGUCGUUCCCACCGCUCACGCAGACCACGGUCGGGCCUCUCUAUAUCCGCGCCCGUCGAGUCCUCCCCCCUCCGCAAUAGCCCUCUCACCUCCCCAUCUCCCCCGGCUACGCCCCCGCCCCCAAUCACCCCCAUCGAGGAGGAGCCCGCCUUCCAGGACGGGGCAGGAUCAUCCACAUCUCGGAGGUACAUCUCGCCCACCGACACGCCAUUCCACGCCCCUCCUAACUCUAAUAUCCCCUCCUCUCCGACGGAAAGAGAGGAAUACCUCCCUGUGGAUGACGAGGUGUCAGGUGCUGGCUCUUCCCCGUCGCACUCCCGCAAUACCUCGGGUGCAGGUGCGAACCAGUUCAAUAUCCCCCGACCUCAGCCUAUCAACAUCACUCAUACCCGUACCGGGUCACGCUCGUCGGUAUCAGGCGUGGACCUUGCGAUCCAGGUUCAUCCACCUCCAGAGUCGCCAAUCACCAGCGACCUCCCCACACCCGGACCCCGUGACAUCCACCUGCAGGCGUUAGCCCCCCCAAGUUCUUCUGCUGCCGGGCCGCCUGCUCAUAAUUCUGUUAGCUCGGCCUCGCAGCUGGAAGUCCUGAACGCGGAGCCCCCCGCGUACUCUCCUCUGGAUGCCUUUGCGUACCCCGACGGUGCCCAGGUGGAUCUCCCCGCCGAGGUCAUCGCCGCGGCGCUGGAGAGAGGUGCUCUGCCGCCGCAUGUCAUCGGGACUGGGAACUCCCGUUCUGAUAGGCACAGGAGUCGUCGUGACCGGCGGACGUGA
This is a messenger RNA of Epithele typhae, 1761 nucleotides long. RefSeq names its product SPRY-domain-containing protein. The transcript has 2 exons. The record is from RefSeq and is a predicted model, not a curated record. Lineage: Eukaryota; Fungi; Basidiomycota; Agaricomycetes; Polyporales; Epitheliaceae. Gene Ontology annotation, molecular function: protein binding. Bases 1 to 1761 code for a protein of 586 amino acids.